AUGAGCAAGCUUUCCCUCCUUGAAGAACGUUUCUCCAAGCUCACUCGUGACAAAGGAACAGAAAGAGACUCGCGCCUUGCCGAGGUCUGGAAGAAGUAUGCUAUGUUGGAGGAUGAAUUUCGCUCAGCUCUGCAAACAGAGGCCAUUAGGUAUGAUCAGUCACGCUUGACAAGCUUUCACUGUAACAUGAACCGUCUUGCUUCGACAAUUGCCUUUCCCCUCCUCUUCGUCCUCACCAUGAAGAAGAUAGAUAUUGCACAUGUUCUUUUUGAGCGGACAAAAAGCGCGGAGGAGAAGGCUGCUAAAAGCCAAGAAGAACUCGAGACCACAGCUGGGAAUCUCAAAUGCGCAAAAGACCUCCUGAUGAAGCUUAACACCCACCUCAAAGAAGUGAAGUUAGCGUUACAGCAAGAGAAGAAGAAGUUUGGCGUCUCGACACUAAUUCAUAAGGUCGGUUACCUCUAG
Messenger RNA from Dibothriocephalus latus, 465 nucleotides. NCBI's taxonomy places the organism in Eukaryota, Metazoa, Platyhelminthes, Cestoda, Diphyllobothriidea, Diphyllobothriidae. The record is from the annotation of a GenBank genome assembly.